CCCCUUCCCCCCCCCCCCGCCCCGCGUCCACAGGAUCGGCGCGCGUCCCGAGGUUCCCGUCGGCCAGGAUCUCAGGCUCGCCCGUCGCCUCGCUCAAGUGAGAAGAUGGGGUGCGAAAGGUGCGAGCGGAGGGAUGAACUCGAUUACUGCAAUUUGGAUGACCGGGAGAAACACUUCUUGAUGUUCAUUGUCGAUGACUGUGGUCAGGAGAUGAUCGUCCCAGAUGAAUUUCUGAGACGUUUCAGGGGUGAGAUCCCAAGGGAGAUCAGGCUACAAACACGAAAUGGUCACAGUUACACCAUUGGAGUUGCCAAGUAUCCAGAUAAACUAGUUCUUCAGGCGGGAUGGGAAACAUUCGUCAAAACCUAUGAUCUACAUAUGGACGACUGUGUGGUAUUCAGAUACAAAGGAAACUCUCAGUUUGAUGUCAUAGUUUUUGAUCGAUUUGGUCGCGAGAAAGCAUUCUCUGUUAUUAGAGACAGUGCUCCGCCUGUACAGGAAAGUCACAACAGCGGCACUGAAAAUUUGGACCGUUCUCAUGGUCAUUCUCAGCCCAUGGAAGUGCAAUCGCCUAUCGAAAAUGCCAACCAUCCUGAAGGGCGUCCUCAGCCCAUGCGAAUGCAACCACCUACUGAAAAUGCAAACCCUUCUCAUGCGCAUCCUCAGCCCAUGCGAAUGCAACCACCUACUGAAAAUUUGGAUGAUCCUGUUGGUUUUAGUCCACCUACUGAAAAUGUGAACAAUUUGUUUGGCCAUAGUCAGCCUACGCAAAUGCAACCAUCUACUGAGGCUGUGCAUCAUUUUGCGCAAAUGCAACCAUCUAGCGAGGUCGUGGAUCAUUCUAAUGGUCAUGCUCAGACCAUGCAAAUGCAACUGUUUUGUAGACCUACCAAGCUGAGACAAACAAUGCUUCAAUGGGAUUACUCGAGUAUGGGCAACGAGACAGCGCCGAGUCCUUCAGAUACUCCCAGAGAUUCUUUGUCCUCAGAACAUGAUAUUGAAGGUUGUGCUUCACCUAGAUACACGCUCAUAUAUAACACCAGUCUAAAUACAGUGCAGAAGGAGGAAGUUGAUGAGCAGGUCAAAUCUAUUCAUAAGGACAAUCCAAUCUUUGUGGCUGUGAUGAGGAGGUUCAAUGUUACAGGAACGUGCACUUUAACUUUCUCCAAGAAAUAUGUUCAGACACAUGUGGGUGAUAAGGAGCGAAGGAUAUGUCUUCAGCGAUGUGGCAAGAGGUGGGAUGUGCAAUUUAGCAGUAGCGUUGAAGUCAAAAGGAUUGUUAGUGGCUGGCGGAAGUUUGUGAAAGACAAUGAUGUAGAGACUGGUGAUAUCUGCAUCUUUGAAUUGUUGAAGAUUGAUGAGAUGUGCACAAUGGAAGUCCAUAUCAUCCAUGCAAAAGAUUUUGAUAGACCCUCCCAAAUUGGUGGGAGGAGUGUCGAUGGAUGGUGUAAAGAAGCUACUACUAAAACUGUGGAACCUUCUCAUUCUCGUCCUCAGCUCGUGAAAAUGCAAUUACGUAAUGCAAGUGUAGAGGAUUCUUAUUCUCGUCCUCAGCCCAUGGAAAUGCAAUCACCCUCAAAGGAAAGAAAGAUACGAGUUGAAACGGUUAACUCGAGUCUGGGCAACGAGGGAGAUUCUUCGAUGUCAGAGGAUAGUGUCACUUUGACUGGUUGCAUCGGUGUGCAUUUGAGGCGCAUACCUUUAAUUCAGAAGAAGGUGGUGAAGCAGAAGGUCGACCUUAUUGGUUCUGAAAUUCCCAUCUGUGUGCUCGUGAUGCAGAAGACCAAUGUUACAGGAAGAUUCGCUCUAAGCAUCUCCAAGAAAUAUGUCCGCAGACACCUGGGGGACGAGGUGCGAAGCAUCUGGCUGGAGCGAGACGGGGAGAGGUGCCAAGUGACGCUGGGACGCGGGCCUCAGAACAACAGGGUUGUGGGUGGAUGGGUAAAGUUCGCCAAGGAGAACGGGCUGCGGACGGGCGAUGUCUGCCUUCUCGAGCGGCUGAGGCACUGCAAGGAGUGCACAAUGAAGGUCCACAUCGUCCGCCGCGUAAAGCGUGCCGGUUGAUCAACAGUGGUGUUCAUCUGUUUCCACCGAUCCUUUGCGUCGUCGUCGUUAAGACUUUAAGGUGUUGUUUACUCAGUUUAGUCAGUUCGUUGGAGGUCCUUGUUGGUUUGUUAGGGGUCGCAUAAUGGCGCAGGUGUUUGCUUGAACAGACUUCUGUGGUUUGAACCAGUAACGCCGGCGAGUCGCGGUGAUGAAUUGCAGUUGAGUGGACCUAGUUUGUGGAACAGCAGAUGUGUAAGGUUUGUUCAAGUCGUUGAAAA
Messenger RNA from Triticum urartu, 2324 nucleotides. Its product is annotated as putative B3 domain-containing protein Os08g0325100. The record is from RefSeq and is a predicted model, not a curated record. Gene Ontology annotation, molecular function: DNA binding. NCBI's taxonomy places the organism in Eukaryota, Viridiplantae, Streptophyta, Magnoliopsida, Poales, Poaceae.